This is a messenger RNA of Trichoplusia ni (cabbage looper), 819 nucleotides long. RefSeq lists its product as uncharacterized. Gene Ontology annotation, molecular function: nucleic acid binding. Gene Ontology annotation, biological process: DNA integration. The record is from RefSeq and is a predicted model, not a curated record. NCBI's taxonomy places the organism in Eukaryota, Metazoa, Arthropoda, Insecta, Lepidoptera, Noctuidae. The transcript has a single exon. Bases 1 to 819 code for a protein of 272 amino acids.
AUGUCGACAAAGGCGAUUCAUCUCGAAUUGGUGGGAGAUCUCACAUCAGAUACCUUCAUCGCAGCUUUCCGAAGAUUUGUAGCAAGACGGGGAAGAUGCGCUCAGAUAUGGAGCGACCAAGGCCGCAAUUUCGUCGGAGCAAACAAGCAGCUGGUCGCAGAUUGGACUGAAGCCAAGUUACAAUUCGAAGGUUCAAUCGCUGAGACGCUAGCUAAAGAUGGCACAAAGUGGCACUUUAUCCCAGCCUAUAGUCCUCACAUGGGCGGACUAUGGGAGGCUGGUGUGAAAGCGAUGAAACAUCAUCUAAAACGAAUCAUGACCCACAAUAUGACCUACGAAGAGAUGAGCACGUUGUUGUGUCAGAUUGAGGCGUGUCUCAACUCACGACCGUUAACUAUGAUAGAUGAUACAGACAAGGAUCGCCUGCAACCACUAACACCUGGUCACUUCCUUGUCGGUGAAACACCAAUAACUGUACCGACACCAAACCUCCGAGAUGUCCCGAUGAGUCAUUUAUCAAGAUGGCAGCAUCAACAAAGAUUAUUAACUGACUUCUGGCACAGAUGGCAACAAGAAUAUCUGACAACAUUGCAACAACGUUCCAAAUGGCACCAUAAAGUCAAGGAGCUGGACUUAGGACACAUUGUUCUAAUAAGGUCAGAUAAUCUACCUCCGGGUAAAUGGAUGAUGGGCCGUAUUGUUGAGAAACACCCGGGUGCUGACGGUGUCACUCGGGUAUACUCAGUAAAAAGUGGUGAUAGUGUAGUGCAGAGGUCAUUUAAUAAGUUGUGUUACUUACCAAUAGACACGGAAUGUUGA